Molecule: messenger RNA, 1035 nt
Organism: Blepharisma stoltei
Lineage: Eukaryota; Ciliophora; Heterotrichea; Heterotrichida; Blepharismidae
Source: the annotation of a GenBank genome assembly
AUGAGUUAUUUCUUAUGCAGCUUUGAAGGAUGUCAGGGGAAUGUCGAAGCUAAGUGUCUUUGCAAAACCCCAGCACUAAUGCUUUGCGCUGAGCAUUUUGGCAAACAUUUAGUUAAUUCCAAAGGUAAUCAUAACUUUGAAAAAUUAUUUUAUGAUCCUUAUCGCCAAGCCAAAAUUGAUGUUUUGCUUUAUAUGAAAAGCAAGGUGGAAGAUCUCAAUAAUUUAAUAGAAAGCGUAAUUAGAGAGGCAUUUUCUGAAAUAUGCAUGCUAAAUAAUAAUUUACAAGAAAAUAUAGGCAAGAUAUAUAAAGAAAUUUCAGCAUUUGAAGAUUAUAUGAAUAAAAUUAUGCAAUCUUUAGAAAAUAAUAUGAUAACCACAAACUUAGAGUAUUUAAAGUUGCCUUCUAUAGAAGCUGUUGAUUAUGCUAAAGCAAAUCUGCAAAGUGAAUUUUUAAAUAUUAAAUGUGAAGAAAUAAUCUCAGAAAUCUACAAAAAAAAUGGCUGAGCAAAGCUAGCAGAAUUAGAAGAAAGUUUAGACAAAAAUAAAACUAUAGAACUUGAAUUACUAGAUACCAAAAAAAGCAUGUAUAUUUUGUUACAAGAAAGUCACCAAGAAUAUCAGGAACUAAAACAAUUAUACGAGGAAUCUAAAAAUCAAGAAUUUUUGUUGCAAAAUAGUCUCAAAGAAUAUGAGGAACUAAUACAAAUUUACGAGGAAGCUAAAAACCAAGAAAUUGAGAAUAAAAAGAAAAUAGAAUCAUAUGAGAUUGCCAAUAUAGUAUUACAAAACGCUUAUGAUGAAUUAUCUAAAGAAAAUGAAGACCUUGGUCUAAGAUGUAAUAAGUUUCUAGAGAAUUAUGGUAUGGCUUGCGCUAAGUGCAAAAGGAAGUUUGAUAUAAAAGAAAUGUCAGCAAAAUGGUGCGGUUGCAGGUUUUGCAGGGAUUGCAAAUAUAUAAAUAAUAUGCAUGAGAAUAUUUGCCAGUUUUGCCAUAAAAAUAAAAAAAUGCAACGUGCCCGAAGCCCAUCAUACAUUUAA